ACCAAAUAUUGUCUUUCAACCAAUUUUGUACUUGUUUAUUGUUAUUGUAUUGAUAUUGUGGUUAAUUCAGUAAAUAAGCGAUCAUGUCCGGUGUUAUAAAUAGGCCGAUGAGUCAAAUGAGGAAGAUGGAGGCGAAAGAGUCCCUCUUCCGGUCUCGCAAGCGGAUCCUUCGGUACCUGGUCCACAGCUACCUGAAAGCCGAAGGUCUGUUCCACGCAGCUGACACUAUGGCGGAGGAAGCAGGUCUUACUGCGGAGUACGAAGUUUGUGACAAUAUAGACCUGGAUAUCAUCAUGCAGGACUACACAAGUUACUACCUAUCCCGCUUCAACAAGCAGCCUCAGUUCCUUCGCCAGGUGUCGCCGCCGGCGCCCCGCAGGCCUCCGACGAGACAGGCGAGGCCAAGACCAGAGCCCGAGGCCCUUGGGCCUCUCGAGGCCUCGCUGCCUGAUGUUACGGUCACCCAGCUCGGUUUGGCUAAACAGGACUAUCAAAGCAUACCAGCCAUAGAACUGAAAUCCCUAUCAACAUUCCUGGCCCGGGCGUCUCCGGAAAAGAAGCAGCUGGUCGAAGACUUGUACCAGGAUAUCAUCAAGCCGGCGAAUGUUAGCUGGGAUGAUAUCAAGGGACUAGGGGAAGCAAAGAGCUUGCUGAUGGAGUCCGUUGUUUAUCCUGUCAGACACCCAGAAGUAUUCACUGGCCUCCUGGAACCCUGGCGCGGCGUUCUUCUACACGGCCCCCCGGGCACGGGCAAGACCCUGCUGGCGCGUGCCGUGGCCAACGAGAGCCGGUGCACGUUCUUCAACGUGCAGCCCAGCACGGUCGUCACCAAGUGGCGGGGGGACUCUGAACGGAUCGUGAAAGUACUCUUCGAAAUGGCGUCUUAUUACGCUCCCUCAAUAAUCUUCAUCGAUGAGGUAGAGACACUGGCCUCAGAGCGGUCCAUGCCGGGCGAACACGAGGCCUCACGGCGACUGAAGGCUCAACUCCUGACUGAGCUGGAUGGAGUGAGCGAGAGGGAAGGCAUCGUGUUCCUGCUCGCUAACUCUAACAUGCCAUGGGACAUCGACCCAGCCAUGCUGCGUCGCCUAGAAAAACGUAUAUACAUCCCCCUGCCAGACCACAAGACUAGAGCUGAGCUGUUCUCACUGUUCCUCGGUCCUGACGCGGCGCCGUACCUCACCGAUCUGGCCACGAGAACCGAGGGGUAUUCGGGCAGCGAUGUGAAAUUGGUGUGCAAGGAGGCGCUCAUGGCAGGCGUUAGGAUGAUGCUACCCAAUAUGGGGAAAGGAGACAAACACCAACACAAAAACCGUCUAGACCUCGCCGUCAUCUUGACGGCCAUAAACAAGACGAAACCAGUCUCCAGGAACUUGAGCAAGAGGCACGAGGCAUGGCAGAACGAGACAGGCUGCUCGUGAUCGGAAUUAAGUCUUAUUGCGUACUGAUAAAACACAAAUUUGGUCGACUACCAUAUAAUCUCUAACUGGAGUGUUUACUGUUUGUUUUAUUUAGCGCCACUUGCACCAUUCCACUAACCCGGGGUUAACCGGUUAAACCUGGAGAAGCCAUGGUUACCAGUACAAUUUGACACUGGGUUAACGGUUUAACUGCUUAACCCCAGGUUAGUGGGAUGGUGCAAGUGGGCCUUAAACAUUUAAAUUGCGAAUUAGAGCAAGAGGCACGAGGAAUAGCAGAGCGAGACAGGCUGCUCGUGAUCGGAAUGAAGUCUUAUUGCGUGCUGAUAAAGUACAAAUUUACUCACCUACUGUCUAGCUGGUGUGUUUACUGUUUGUUUUAUUUACAUUUAAAUUGCGAAUUAGAGCAAGAGGCACGCGAGGAAUGGCAGAAAGAGACAGGCUGCUCGUGAUCGGAAUUAAGUCUUAUUGCGUACUGAUAAAGUACAAAUUAGCUCAAUACCA
Molecule: messenger RNA, 1922 nt
Organism: Cydia splendana
Lineage: Eukaryota; Metazoa; Arthropoda; Insecta; Lepidoptera; Tortricidae
Product: katanin p60 ATPase-containing subunit A-like 2
Exons: 9
Coding region: 84-1421 (445 amino acids)
Molecular function (GO): ATP hydrolysis activity; ATP binding; protein binding
Source: RefSeq, a predicted model, not a curated record